This is a messenger RNA of Plutella xylostella (diamondback moth), 2260 nucleotides long. It is a transcript of the gene mthl1, whose product is annotated as adhesion G-protein coupled receptor methuselah-like 1. Gene Ontology annotation, molecular function: G protein-coupled receptor activity. NCBI's taxonomy places the organism in Eukaryota, Metazoa, Arthropoda, Insecta, Lepidoptera, Plutellidae. The record is from RefSeq and is a predicted model, not a curated record. Gene Ontology annotation, cellular component: membrane. Gene Ontology annotation, biological process: cell surface receptor signaling pathway; G protein-coupled receptor signaling pathway.
GCCGCGCGGAGUGGGGCUUGUUGUGAUGCGAGCGCGGCGACCGAGCGCGAGUCAGUACCCGCGAGGCCGGCGCCCAGACACGACGCCGCACGCACUGCGCGCCUCUCGAGCGACGUCGCGGCAACAUGACGUGACUUCACGUGCCAGGUGAUAGGUGAUAGUGACCCCGAGGACUAGUGAUAUAAACAUUCGCUCACAAGCGAGACAUGACCGCGGCGGCGGCAUGGCGCUGAGCUUGGCGGUUCUGGCGCUGCUGGCGGCGGCUGCGGCGGCGGCGCGCGCGCCCGCGCUGCCCGUGCCGCGCUGCUGCGGCGCCGGCCAGCAGCUGGACGUGCGCACGCUGCCCGCCGAGCCCACCGCCGCCGACGUGCCCGCCGCCUGCGUGCCCGCACCCAACGCCACCUGGGCGCCGCUCGUGUACGCAGCCGCUCUCGGCAAGUUCCUGGAGCGGGGCCGCGUGCCGCCGCACUGGCGCGUGCAGGAGCAUGCCGUGCCGGCGUGCGGGCCGCUGCGCGCGCUGCCCGAGCACGCGGCGCCCUACGCGCUGCACGCGCGCGACGGCUCGCUGGUGCUGCGCGGGCGCUCGCUGCCGCCGGCGCGUUACUGCGCCGAUGCGGGCGCCGCGCUGGUGUGCGCCGAGGACGUGCCACACGCGCCCGCCAAGUGCUGCGGCGCGGCGCAGGCGUGGGACGCGGCGGCGGCGCGCUGCGUGGCGGACGCGGAGGCGGCGGCGGGUGCGACGGCGGCGCUGCGCGCGCUGGGCGGCGGGGAGCCCGGCAGCGGGUUCCCGGCGACGUGCGCGGGCGGCGAGCGCUACGAGGAGGUGGGCGUGCUGGAGGGCGCGGCGCUGGCGGCGGACGGCGCGCUGCUGCUGGGCGGCGCGCGGCUGGCGGCGGGCGCGUGGUGCGCGGAGGCGGCGGGCGGCGCGGUGCGCGUGCUGGCGUGCGAGGGCGCGGGGCGGCGCGCGCCGGCGGGCGGGCGGCACGCGCUGUACGGCGCGGCGCUGGCGGUGGGCGCGCUGUUCCUGCUAGCCACGCUGGCGGCGUCGCUGCUGCUGCCGGCGGCGCACCACGCGCUGCACUGGCGCUGCCAGACGCACUACGUGGCGGCGCUGGCGGCGGGCGACGCGCUGCUGGCGGGCACGCAGCUGGCCGGCGCCGCGGUGCCGCCCGCGCUGUGCCAGGCGCUGGCCGUGCUCAUGCACUUCCUCUUCCUCUCCGCCUUCUUCUGGCUCAACACGAUGUGCUUCAACAUCUGGUGGACGUUCCGGGACUUCCGGCCCACGUCGCUGGAGCGCGCGCAGGAGCGCUGGCGGCUGCGCGUGUACUCGCUGUACGCGUGGGGCGCGCCGCUGCUGCUGGCGGGCGCGGGCGCCGCGCUGGACGCCGCCGCCGCCGCCGGCUCGCCCGCCGCGCGCGCGCUGCUGCGCCCCCGCUUCGCCGAGCAGCGCUGCUGGUUCUACGGCGACGCGGAGAUCCUCGUGUACUUCUUCGGGCCCGUGGGCGUGCUGCUGCUGGUGAACCUGGCGCUGUUCGCGUCCACCACGCGCCAGCUGACCUGCGGGCUCUGGCGCCGCGACGAGCUCAAGUCCACGGCGGAGCGCGCGGCGCUGGGCCGCGUGUGCGCCAAGCUGGUGGUGGUGAUGGGCGUGACGUGGGGCGCGGACGUGGCGUCGUGGGCGCUGGGCGGGCCCGACUACGUGUGGUACGCCACGGACCUGCUGAACGCGCUGCAGGGCGUGCUCAUCUUCCUGGUGGUGGGCUGCCAGCGGCACUCGCUGGGCGGCGCGGCGGCGUGCUGGCGGCGCGUGCGCGGGGGCGGCGGCGGGCGCGGGGGGCGGCGCGCGCACUCCUCCACGCAGCUGCCCUCCUGCGGGGAGUCGCUCACGCACACCACGGCCGCCCCCGCCCCCGCCCCCGCCGCCCCUGCCGCCCCCGCCGCCCCCGCCAAGCUGCCCAUGGAGACAGUGUGCUGACGGGAGUGACAGUGACCGACCUACAUAUGUUAGUGACGACUCGAACGUUUCGCGUUUAGAUAUUUAUUCUACAGUAUUAUUUUUGUAUUUUUGUUAAAUAUUACGAUGUGUAUUGGUUGUUUCGUAUGAGUAGAUAGAAGCCGAGGAGGCUGCGGGCGGUGCCUGCGUGCACCCGCCCCGCGUGCGUGCGUGUGCUCACCCCGCACACGCAGAGACUGCCACGUGCAUUGCGUGUGUCGCAUGGUUCAUGAGCUGAAUAAAUGGUUAAAGUAAUGUACCUACUGA